Molecule: messenger RNA, 2378 nt
Organism: Heteronotia binoei (common prickly gecko)
Lineage: Eukaryota; Metazoa; Chordata; Lepidosauria; Squamata; Gekkonidae
Gene: TFB2M
Product: transcription factor B2, mitochondrial
Exons: 8
Coding region: 94-1320 (408 amino acids)
Biological process (GO): rRNA methylation; transcription initiation at mitochondrial promoter
Cellular component (GO): mitochondrial matrix
Molecular function (GO): rRNA (adenine-N6,N6-)-dimethyltransferase activity; mitochondrial transcription factor activity
Source: RefSeq, a predicted model, not a curated record
GAAGUCCUCUCACUAAAAUACUCCGGGUGGGUGCUGCCAUCAAGGUCACCGUCCUACAUGCACGUGUAGGGACCAGCGUGCGCUACUAGAAGGAUGCUGAGUACAAUGGCGGGAAUGGUAGUAACCGCGCCUGGGCUAUCAGUGAGGCCCGUGGUGUGGGCGGCAGCCUUUUCGUCCGUCUCGUGGCGCGCGGCGCAAGGCCUGGCGGGGCAAAGCGAGAGGCGUCGUUGCGCGGCAGAAGCUGGCUUUCCUCUGCGAGUCCCGGGGAAGGAUGAAGCAGCCCGGGCAAUCCUGGAAAAGUCUCGGGCACCACCCCCAGUGCGAAGGUUCAUCGCCUGCCGCGACCUGGCGCGUACUCUGGUCUCUCGACUGGGUAACAGCUCAGACCUGGAGCCCACCGGCAGGCGGCCGGCAGUUGUGGUGGAAUGCGAUCCAGGUCCUGGAAUUUUGACCCGGACUCUACUUAAUGCUGGUUCCCGAGUGAUAGCACUAGAGAGCAAUAAUGCUUUUCUUCCUGAUCUGGAGUCUCUACAGAAGAAAUUAGAUGGACAGCUGGAAGUGGUGCAUUGUGAUUUCUUCAGACUGGACCCUAUUGGUUUGGGAACAUUGAGACCUCCUAUUAUGUAUUCUGAGAAACUUUUUGAGAAUUUGGGUAUCCUCCCUGUUCCUUGGACAGCAGAUACUCCUCUAAAAGUGGUUGGAAUUGUCCCACAGAAAAGGGAAAGGAACCUACUUUGGAAGCUUGUUUAUGCCUUAUAUGAAUGUAGUUCUGUAUAUAAAUACGGAAGAAUAGAAUUGAACCUGUUUGUCAGUGAAAAAGAGUACAAGACUCUUGUUGCAAAGCCUGGAGAUUCAAGAAUUUAUCAACCUCUAAGUGUACUUUGGCAAACAGCCUGUGAUGUUCAGCUUCUGCACAUGGAGCCUUGGUCUUCGUUUUUAACUAAUUCAAGAAAUGGGGGACUCUCCAUACCAAAGAGUGUGCUGCUGCAGAAUGACCACUUAUGCUUAGUACGAAUGACACCUCGGAAGAAUUUAUUUACAGAAAGCUUGACGGCCGCUAAUUCACGCAUAUUUAUUCUGAUGGUAAAACAGUGUCUUGCUAAAUGCAGAACAAAAUUAGUAGACAAAUUAAAUUUAUGGAGUUCUGAGAGUGGGAAGAAUCUGUUGAGACAGAUAGAGAUACCAGAAGACGUUACAACAGGCAGUUUAUAUCCAGAAGAGUACAAAUGUCUUUUUGAAGCUAUGGAACAAUCUAAUGAAUUUGACCAAAGCUGGCUUUAUGAUGAUGCCUUAGAAGAUAACAGUGCCAUAAAUUUUUAAAACAAAGCUUGGAUACUUUGGAAAGAAUCUUUGUAACUUUCAAGAUGAUGCAAAGGAAAAAAAAUUCAAAGUUCUUUAACAAUGAAGAUGACUUCUGUGCAGAGUAACACCUCUUGGAAAACAGAGGCCCUUCAGAUGCAAGCAAGGGCAGUAUGUUUGAUACUGUUUAAUUUGAAGUUGGACAUUUUCUGUGAUAUGAGAAAAUCCUUGGUUGUCAGAAGGCCUGUUACAGGGGGAAGGACUCUUGUUUUAGCCUUUGAGGUUAUAUGAUCUGCAGUUGGAGAACAGGUUAAAUACGGGCAAGCCCUACAAUUUCUCUCUAACUGUAAGAAUGUUAGGUGCUCUGUGGGCUUCCUGUGUGCAACCCCCGUUUUAAAAGGUGCAGCCAAAAUAACAUUGAACAAAAAGAGCAAGGCACAGUAGAGACCAACUGUGCAUUUCCAGUUUAAAGAUUCCCCCCUCCCUCCAGUGCGUGUGUUAUACUAGAAAUUGUAGCAGGUUUGUGAACCCUCCGGCCCUUUUUGAAAGAAAAAUGGAUUGUAACUUACAGAAAUGGAUUGAAUUCACCAAUGACAGCUUUUUUUUUGUUCCCCAUUCCCACUUCUGCCCUGUAUCCCCUUGAAAAGCCAUUCCAAAGGUUUGUGAGUCCAUAGAGUAUGGUGUGGGAGGCAGCAAAGAAAGUGUGAGUAUAUGAGGCAUGCAAGGGUUGGGAGAGUGUGACUUUUGCUGGUUCCCCCCUCCCCCCAAUUUCUGGCUACUGCCCCCUGUUCUAUAUCCCUAGUUUCUGAGGCUCCUUCAAUACUCAGGAAUGUACAACGAGUUUUCAGGACGUACAAGGACUGAGGGAAGCGGUGACAGUCCCUUCUACAAAGUCACAACUGUUUAUAGUUCUAUAGGUUCCAACACCAUUGAACAGAUAGUGAUGAUAGUGUUCUUUGAGCAUGGUUUGAACUACAUGUUAGUUGUAACAACAUUGUCUCCAAACCUCUUUCUAAUUAAUUUCCUUUUGUGUAAAUAUCCAUCUUAACUUUUUAAAUUAAACAUAGCCAUGCAAUGAA